GCCAAACUCGAGCCAAUAUGAACCUUUCCUCUCUUCAGCAGACCACACCCACAUCCCCUUUCCACACAUCUUCCAACUUUCGCCGAUCUCAACCUUAGCUUGCGGGUCGAACCGUGCACUGCCCCUUUUUUUUAUCAGCGUCCUCGACGAGUGCGCACCAACCGCGUUUCUCGCUUAUACUCCCAAAUUACUCGCUCUUAGCUUGAACUAUGGCCCCUCGCACAGAGUCGAAGACCGCGGCUGAGAAGCCCGCAAAAAAGACCAAGUCAUCUGGCGGUGGAAGGAAGAAACUCAGCGCAUUCAAUAAAUUCAUGCAAACUGAGAUGGCCCGUUUGAAGGAGGAGGAACCCGAUAUGUCUCACCAAGACAGAUUCAAAUUAGCAACGUCUAACUGGAAGACAGCUAAAGAGAACCCUAGGGCUGCUGCCUGAAUUUUAUAUCACCUCAUCGCUAUGAUCGAUUACCGCUUUGCGCUCUCGUUCCUUUGCCGCCUGUUAGUUUAGCUCGCUUCUGUCAUGCUAUAUCCACAAAUUGACUGUUAAGUUGCGCAUUCCUUGCCGAGUAUUAUUCAUAUCGCCUAUCGUUCUUUCUGUAGUGCUCUUUCCGCAAUAUUUCUGUUUCGGGUUUUGCUGUCCAUGGCGUCUGCUUAGUGUUGCUACUAAUUUCAUCGUAUUCACGCUGCUAGUUGACUUUUGCAUUGCAAUCAUUUUGUUGCUGUCUUGCGUCCUGCGUCGAGUGCUUAUGUCCGCUGCAAUAAUUAUGUUACCAAGGAGUAACAGCUGGAG
Messenger RNA from Suillus paluster, 785 nucleotides. RefSeq lists its product as uncharacterized. The transcript is spliced from 4 exons. The coding region runs from base 210 to 431 and encodes 73 amino acids. Gene Ontology annotation, biological process: multicellular organism development. The record is from RefSeq and is a predicted model, not a curated record. Lineage: Eukaryota; Fungi; Basidiomycota; Agaricomycetes; Boletales; Suillaceae.